Messenger RNA from Rhipicephalus sanguineus (brown dog tick), 3662 nucleotides. RefSeq names its product polyamine-transporting ATPase 13A3. Gene Ontology annotation, molecular function: ATP hydrolysis activity; polyamine transmembrane transporter activity; P-type transmembrane transporter activity. Bases 123 to 3659 code for a protein of 1178 amino acids. The record is from RefSeq and is a predicted model, not a curated record. The transcript is spliced from 29 exons. Gene Ontology annotation, biological process: polyamine transmembrane transport; intracellular calcium ion homeostasis. Gene Ontology annotation, cellular component: membrane. NCBI's taxonomy places the organism in Eukaryota, Metazoa, Arthropoda, Arachnida, Ixodida, Ixodidae.
CUUGCUUUUUCUUUUUUGACCCCAUUCGCCGUCUGCAAGCGCCGACUGUUGCCAUUUGGAACGACUGUUUGCCUGGCAGAGGAGGCCAAGUGCAGUGCUUCGGCACUCGCCAAAACAAUACCAUGGGCAAAAUAAGUGCUUACAAGAUUAAUAUGGGCUACGAUGAUGAAAUGACAUUAGAAGGCUACAAAUGGUCCCUAAAGAGGGCUUUUGCCGGCUGGACUGUGAUCAUAUUGGCUGCCGGCAUUCCGCUAAUACUUGCAUCCUGGAAACGAAGCAUUUUGCUCAGGCUCACGCAUAUACUAUGCCAUCCCGAUGAGGCACAGAAGGUGCUUCUCAAAGACAAGCAUUCUCAAGAGUUCAUUGAAACGGUUUAUCAAAGCAGCAGACCACUGAAAGAUGGCUGCAGCUACUGCUUUUUUUACAACAAGCGAAUCAAGUACAUCUGGAAGACCGACCUCCAGCGCUUCGUGAAGCUUGAUGGACUUGAAGUUGACAGCUGUCAAGAUUUGCUCACAAUGUCAGCUGGUCUCUCAGGCUCGGAUGUUGACUACCAACAAGUCCUGUUUGGUGAAAACUCCCUGUCGAUCGAAAUCACAGCUGUUUACAAGCUCGUCAUUAAUGAGGUCUUCAGCCCAUUUUACAUGUAUCAAUUGUUCAUUGUCAUCGUGUGGAUGGUUCAAGUGUAUUAUCAGUUUGCUGUCUGCGUUGUCUUGCUAUCCAUUAUAUCAGUCAGCGUAUCAGUCUGGCAAACUAGAAAGCAAACACGUGCACUGAAGGAAGCCGUUCACACAGAAUCAAAGGUGACUGUGCUGCGAGACGAGACUGAAGUGACUCUUUCUUCCAAAGAACUUGCGCCUGGUGACGUGAUAAUACUCCCAGAGAGACAUCACAUCAUGGAGUGUGAUGCUGUGCUCAUCACUGGUGACUGUAUUGUCAAUGAGAGCAUGCUGACAGGUGAAAGCUGUCCUAUCACGAAGGUUCCUGUUUCCUCAGGAGAAGGGUACACUAGCACUGCAAACAAAAGGAACACUCUUUUCUGUGGAACAAGCAUACUGCACUCGAGAAGCACUAAUGGCCCAGUGAAAGCCAUUGUCUACAGGACCGGAUUCAACACCAUGAAAGGCGAGCUUGUGAGGACAAUAUUGUUCCCAAAACCAGUACAUUUCAAGCUGUAUGCAGAUGUCUUGAAGUCAAUGGUGAUAUUUCUCAUCCUUGGCAUACCAGCUAUGAUCUACACUGGCAUUAUAUUCAGCAAACUAGGUGCAUACGCUCAAGAUAUCGCCAUCAUCGUCAUUGAUGUUGCCACUUUUGUGGUGCCUCCACUACUGCCCGCUGUGCUGACUAGCAUCAAUGCCUCAGCUCAGAGACGUUUAAAGAAUAAAGAUAUCUACUGCCUCAACUCCAGCUACAUCAACUUCUGUGGAGCUUUGAGUGUGGUCUGCUUUGAUAAGACAGGAACACUGACAGAGGACUGCUUGGACAUUGUGGCCAUUGUUCCAUGUGAAAAUGCAAUGUUGCAACCAGCUGUUAACAAUCUGAAAGUCCUUCCAUAUGGUCCCAUGCUUGUUGCCUUGGCAACAUGCCACUCCUUGCACCUUGUUGAUGGUGAAGUAGUGGGUUAUGAGAUGGACAUCAAGACUCUUCAGACUAUUGAUUGGAAACUCGAAGAACCAAAACUUGGCGAGCUUGUUCCUUUUGACAAGAUACCAGCCCGCAUUGUCAUGCCAAGAAAUGUGCGACUGAGCAGCACAAGCCUGGGGAUUGUUAGGCAAUUCCCGUUCGAGUCCCAGCUCCAGAGGGCAACUGUGGUUGUCACAGCAGCGAACAGCAACACGUUUCAGAUCUACAGCAAAGGUGCUCCAGAAGUCAUUCAGCAGAUGUGUUUGCCGGAAACAGUUCCAGAAAGCUUCAAGGAAACGUUGGAAAGUUACACAAGGCAUGGACUCCGUAUUCUGGCCAUAGCUUCCAAAGCUCUGCCAAAUGACACAACUUGGGAUCAGGCACUGCACUUGCUUCCAAGAGCAGAACUUGAGUAUGACCUGCAUUUUAGAGGAUUCAUUAUACUCCAGAACAAACUGAAGCUUGAAAGCAUGUCGACCAUCACAGCAUUAGAAGAUGCUGGUAUCAAGACUGUCAUGGCCACAGGAGACAACCUGUUGACAGCAGUGGCAGUGGCCAGGGAUUGCAACAUGAUAAAGGAAAAUGAUGCAGUCAUUCAAGUUGAAGCUGAAGCUGCUCAGCAUGGAACCAUAAGGGCUGUCUACAGCUACAUCAAGCUGCCUGGCCUGAGUGAAAAGAUUCCCAUCUCUUACAAAGCAUCAGCAGAUGAUAUUGCUGUGCCACUGCUUUCGGACUGCACUUACCAUUUGGCAGCCGAUGGUAGAACGUUCAACCUCAUUCGACUGCAUGACAAGAUUCUGUUCAAGAAGCUUGUUCACAAAGGCAAAGUUUUUGCCAGGAUGCUACCUGAGCAAAAGUUGCAACUCAUUGAAGCUCUGCAGGAUAUUGGACACCAGGUUGGCAUGUGCGGAGAUGGUGCCAACGACUGUGGAGCGCUGAAGGCAGCUCAUGCUGGUGUCUCCCUUUCGGUGGCUGAGGCAUCCGUCGCAUCUCCUUUCACAGCUCAACGUCAGAAUAUCCAGUGCAUGAUCGAUGUCGUAAGGGAAGGCCGGGCAACCCUGGCCGCAACAUUUGGAGCUUUCUGUUACAUGGUCUGCUACUGCUUUGUGCUUCUGGUGGGAGCACUGUUCUUGUUUUGGGAUGGACAAAAGCCAUCUGAAGGAGCUUAUGUUUUCAUCGAUGUGUUCAUCAGCCUUAUUCCGCCUAUGAUAUUUGGAACAACUGGACCCUAUCCUGCACUCACCAAGAGAGCUCCACCUAAAAGCAUCUCUAAUGUUGUGUCUAUAUUUUCAAUAUUGUCAUUUGUGAUCAUACAAACUGGAUUUCACAUUGUGGCUUACAUCUUCUGCAUUCAGCAGCCAUGGUACGAGCCUUUUGUUUUCAACAGAGACUUCAUACACAAGCCACCACAGUCUUAUGUUGCCACUGCAGUUUUAAGCGUCAACUGCAUGUCCUAUGUGAUUGCCGCAGUCAUCUUCUCUCCUGGUCCUCCCUUCAGGAAAAGCAUCAUAUCAAACAAAAUGUACCUAGUGGUUGUCGCAGUGGAAUUUGUUCUCGUGUCAUACAUCAUCUUGUACCCUGCAGAGUUCAUACGAAAGUACAUUAAUUUUUUGGAGGCCCCACAGUACGAAUUCCAUGCAUUUCUCUUUGUCCUGUCUUUGCUGAAUUUUAUUUUUUCAUAUUUAUGGGAGGUUUUCUUGGUUCAACAGUUUCUCUUUAACUUUGUCAUGCCUCGGCUUCACAACUGGAGGGGACCCCGUCGCACAUAUGAGAAAUUGGAACGGGAUAUCAUGCGUGACCCUUCAUGGCCACUUGUCAGCGCUGCUGCCAGUGGCUCUGAGGACGGGCCUCCAUUAUCUCCUGACCACGACUCAGGCCUCCUGAACUUGACUGCAAGUGGGAAACAAACAGCAAAAAUGAAAUUCCAGUCAGAAGAGAUUCAUGAAAUGAGUGUGUUGGGCAGGCCCACACUUACGUUCUCCACAUUUCGUGGCAGCAGCAAGAAACGCAAGAACAAUGCUUUGAGGCAUGAGUAAAGA